Molecule: messenger RNA, 733 nt
Organism: Phalaenopsis equestris
Lineage: Eukaryota; Viridiplantae; Streptophyta; Magnoliopsida; Asparagales; Orchidaceae
Product: cytochrome P450 71A9-like
Exons: 2
Coding region: 166-732 (188 amino acids)
Molecular function (GO): monooxygenase activity; heme binding; iron ion binding
Source: RefSeq, a predicted model, not a curated record
GACAGUGAUGAAGAGGAGAAAGAUUUUGUAGAUGUUUUGCUAAGGCUUCAUAAGAAUGCAGCCCUUCAUGGAGGUUUUUUGAGCAGCAUAGACCAUGUCAAAGCCAUCUUGGUUGAAACAUUUUUAGGCGGAACGGAAACAUCGGCAGCUGCAAUAACAUGGACGAUGACAGAGCUGAUGAGAAAUCCAAGGGUGAUGAAAAAAUUGCAGGAAGAACUGAAGCAGAUCACUAAUGGAAACACACAUAGAUCACUUAUCCAAGAAAGCCAAAUACUCGAUAAGCUCGAAUACCUCAAACAGGUGAUAAAGGAAUCACUGCGGCUAAAACCUCCCGUCACACUCAUAGCACGAAGAACCAUCCAGCCCUGCGAAAUCCAAGGAUAUAUAAUCCCUGCAGAUACGCGGGUUAUUCUCAACGCAUAUGCUAUCUCCAUGGACCCAAAUGUUUGGGAGAGGCCGCAGGAGUUUUGGCCAGAGAGAUUUGAUGGAAGGAAAGUAGAUUUCAUAGGACGGUAUGUUGAUUUUUUGCCCUUUGGAUCGGGGAGGAGAAAGUGCCCCGGGAUUACCUUUGCUAUGGCAAUUAUUGAGCUCACGUUGGCUAAUCUCCUCCAUUGCUUUGAUUGGUCACUCCCGGGUGGAAUGAAGGUUGAAGAUAUCAGCAUGGAGGAGGCCACUGGAAUCACAGUGCAUAAAAAAGAGGCACUUUGUUUGGUUGCUAAACCAAAGUGGUGAG